This is a messenger RNA of Gekko japonicus, 3326 nucleotides long. It is a transcript of the gene CARS2, whose product is annotated as cysteinyl-tRNA synthetase 2, mitochondrial (putative). Gene Ontology annotation, cellular component: cytoplasm. The record is from RefSeq and is a predicted model, not a curated record. The transcript has 15 exons. Gene Ontology annotation, biological process: cysteinyl-tRNA aminoacylation. Gene Ontology annotation, molecular function: ATP binding; cysteine-tRNA ligase activity. Lineage: Eukaryota; Metazoa; Chordata; Lepidosauria; Squamata; Gekkonidae.
AGCUGAUGCUGGAGUAGCCAUUUCUGCAAGAGCGGCGGGGGCGUCCGGCUGCAUUGCAAACGGCAUGUUGGGCGCUCCGUGGCUUUCCUGGGGCGGCUGUGCGAGACCCGCCGCUUUGCGGUGGCUGAAGCGCUGCAGGAGGCCGAGUUGUGCCGCGGCCGCUGGAGGCCAGCGGGGGCCGCCGGGCCAGGCUCCCCGGAGGAGGUGGUGCUCUGCGCUCUCCGAGGGCGGGACGAAGUGGGUCAAGCCCGCGGGCUGUGACACCGGCAUCCAGACCUACAACAGCCUGAGCAGAAGCAAGGAGCCGCUCAUCCUGGGCAACGCGGAUGUGGUGACUUGGUACAGCUGUGGGCCAACAGUGUAUGAUCAUGCACACCUUGGGCAUGCUUGCUCUUAUGUUAAGUUUGAUAUUAUUCGAAGGAUAAUAACCAAGAUAUUUGGAAAGGAAGUAGUCAUGGUGAUGGGGAUCACAGACAUAGAUGACAAAAUAAUUAAAAGAGCUAAUGAGAUGAAUAUAUCACCAAUGGCUCUUGCCCGCUUUUAUGAGGAAGACUUUAAGCAAGACAUGGAGGCAUUAAAGGUUCUUCCUCCUACAAUAUAUAUGAGGGUAACUGAAAAUAUUCCUCAGAUCAUUGCUUUUAUACAGCAGCUUGUUACCGGUGGACAUGGUUAUGCAACCUCCAAAGGUAAAGUUUCCAAAUAAUACAAUCAGCAGUUAAUGGCCCCCAAGCACCAAGAUGACAGAGCAUCACUUACCCCAGAGUCCCUAUCUAUACCUUUUGUUGACAGCGAUAAGCAUCACGUGAAGGAUUUUGCUCUUUGGAAGGCAGCCAGACCUCAGGAAGUGUGCUGGGAUUCUCCCUGGGGAAAAGGAAGGCCUGGCUGGCACAUCGAAUGUUCCACAAUCUCCAGUCUGGUAUUUGGGCAACACUUGGAUAUCCAUACUGGUGGGAUAGAUCUUGCAUUUCCCCAUCAUGAAAAUGAGAUCGCUCAGUGUGAAGCUUAUCAUCAGUGCCAGCAGUGGGGGAAUUAUUUUCUUCAUUCUGGACAUCUGCAUGUUAAAGGGAGUGUGAAAAUGUCAAAAUCACUAAAAAACUACAUUACAGUUAAGGAUUUCCUGAAGAAGUCGUCACCUGAUCAGUUUAGAAUGUUUUGUUUGCGAAGUGGGUAUAGAUCAGCUAUAGAAUACAGUGAUGAAAGUUUGAACGAUGCCAAGAAUAUCCUUCAGACCAUUACUUCUUUUAUGAGCAGUGCAACUGCCUACAUGAAAGGGCAGCUCACCUGCGAUGCCGUUAGGGAAGAUGUGUUGUGGGAAAGGUUGUCCCACACUAAAGCAAUGGUGAAAGCUUCGUGUGCUGAUGACUUUGACACCCCCAGGGCUGUUGGUGCAAUUAUGGACCUCAUUCACCAUGGCAACAGACAGCUUAAGGCCGUCACUAAGGAAGCUGGGUCUCCUAGAAGUGCUGUGGUGUUUGGAGCCAUCAUCUCCUAUAUACAGGAAUUUCUGAACACAACUGGAAUCAGCCUUGAUGAUAGACAGGUUGCUCUAGAACGCAGGCAUUCAGCCAUGCUCUCCAGUGUGAUAGACGAGCUAGUGAGCUUCCGGAUCCAAGUGCGUGAUUUUGCUCUUACUACACCUGAAACGACAAGCGUGCCUGCUGAAGGCACCAUCCUGUCCAAAGAAGCAAAACAGCAGCAGAAGGAGAAAAGGCGCCAGCUGUUACAGGAGAGAGAACCUCUUCUGCAAGCAUGUGACCGCCUGCGCCAAGACCUAGCUGUAUAUGGUAUCAACAUAAAGGACAGAAGUAUGACUUCUACGUGGGAACUUGGAGAGCCCAUUAAAGAACUGGAGAAGAGUUGAUGCAAAUAUGGAGUGCAACUGGAUUGAAAUACUGUGGGGAUAGCAAGCGGUUCAAAAUACCUAUGCCUUGAAUUAGUACACUUCCCUAUCAAGGUGGCCUCAGUGCUUUUCACAUUCUACACUUUAAAUUUAAAAACUGUAUGCUUUUGUCCAUUCUCUGAAAAGACUGGUGCUUUUUGGAGCACACUACAGAUCCAUUGCCCAUGGUUGUGGGUCUUCCUGCUUUUGAAAUCUUUCAAACCUCUUCUCAUUACUAUCAGUGUUGGAGCUAAGCUGCUUCAUCAGGGAUCUCUUGAAAAAUAAACCUCUCUGGGGGAAUUAUCAUCACCAGGUUAAGAGAGGCCAGUGGCUGUGUGGAUGUCCAGCGACCUACUGUACUGCAUAGGUGGUGAGAGGAGGAGAGUCAGCGGCCAAGGAUCCGGACACCUUUUGCUAGCAAAGGCGGGAGAAGAAACACGAUCUUCCCACUCCAAAACAUUCAGCAUGAUUCACUGCACAAGCUGUUCAGAUGAAAAGUGCCAACGGUAGACUGGGAAAGUCCAGGAUACUUAUAAAGAUGUGAAGCCAAGAAUGUUUUGGAUGUGUUCUACUGUGAGAGGAGACAAAAUUCAACACAGAUGCUAUUUGUAUGAAAGUCUUGCUCACAAAGUUGCAGACUGUCAUUAACCUGUACAUCAUUAAAUAGCUGCCACUGUCCCCCCCCCUUUUGUAAGGCUGUUUUUGACUUUGAUGAAAUUCAGCAUGUGACGUGUAACUUGGAAGAACUGAUUUCCUUGACUUUACACACAAAAACACGACAAUUGCGUCAUUUGCCAGAUUUUUAUUUCCUCUAAAACUGCUACAUCUUCAGAUUGUUUCAGUCGUAAAACCUUUAUACACUGAUAAGCAACAUAUUUGCAACUUCUGUAAUACAAUUAAAACAGGCAGGUUCAACUCUACUGGCUGUUCAGAUACCAGUUUGACAAAUUUAAGGUCGUAUAUGGUUUCCCUGCAGAUAUAAUUCUAAAGUCUCCUCUAUGUACGGUCAGCUCAAUUUUGAAUGACAGUGGCCAUUUUCACAUUGCAUUGUAGUGCUGGCAAAUGGGGCACAAGUUUUGUUCAACUAUUUAAAACACAGGCCAUAUGGUUUCCCCUUACUACACAAAGGGAGGGGGGUUGUCUCUGCAUGGGAAGGCUGGAUGGGGGCAAGGGUGGUGCAACAAGGUCAGCCAUUUAGGAGCCUGUGCAUGCUGCAUGGGAAAUGGGGUACGCCUGUGGUGGGAAGGGGUCAUGCCCUGGGGUAUACAUCCUGCCACAAAGGUGAUUCCUGUGUUCAGAAAGAGCACAUUGUACCUAUCCAUGAUCUGUACCACCAGAAAAAGGAAGGUAAGGAUGUGUUCUAUUGUGAGACAACCUACCCCCCCUACCUCCAAUGAUUGCUAGUCGGUACCAGUGUUCCCUCUAAGCUGAGUUAGUGUGAGCUGGC